Messenger RNA from Asparagus officinalis (garden asparagus), 1074 nucleotides. RefSeq names its product carboxylesterase SOBER1-like. Gene Ontology annotation, molecular function: carboxylic ester hydrolase activity; palmitoyl-(protein) hydrolase activity. Gene Ontology annotation, biological process: protein depalmitoylation. NCBI's taxonomy places the organism in Eukaryota, Viridiplantae, Streptophyta, Magnoliopsida, Asparagales, Asparagaceae. The transcript has 6 exons. Gene Ontology annotation, cellular component: cytoplasm. The coding region runs from base 22 to 825 and encodes 267 amino acids. The record is from RefSeq and is a predicted model, not a curated record.
ACCAGCAAAUGCCAACUAGAAAUGAACUUCAACUCCCUUCCCUUUCUCUUAAAACCCCUCACCGUCCUCGUCCUCACGUUGACCGUCACCUGUCUCCUCACCGCCGUCAUCCAUCGCCAGCCCUCUCAGCGAUCUCCUUUCUCUCAAAGCCCAAUGGCGGCCCGAAGCUUCGUUCUCUGGCUUCAUGGGCUUGGCGAUUCUGGGCCCGCGAACGAACCCAUCAGGACUCUCUUCACCUCGCCUGAGUUCAGAGUUACCAAGUGGCUGUUCCCUUCGGCGCCUCGUUCGCCUGUUUCUUGCAAUUAUGGUGCGGUGAUGCCAUCAUGGUUUGACGUUCGUGAGAUUCCUAUAACUGCUGUAUUGCCAAAUGAUGAAAAGGGAGUUCUUGAAGCUGUUCAAAAUGUGCAUGCUGUCAUUGACAAGGAGGUAGCUGCUGGCAUAAGUCCUGAAAAUAUAUUUGUCUGCGGAUUUAGCCAAGGAGGUGCCUUGACCUUAGCAAGUGUAUUGCUCUAUCCUAAAACCUUGGGUGGUGGUGCAGUUUUUAGUGGAUGGGUUCCUUUUAAUUCAUCAAUCAUAGAUCGCAUUUCUCCUGAAGCCAGAAAGACCCCGAUUUUGUGGUCUCAUGGAAUGGCUGACAGGAUGGUAUUGUUUGAGGCUGGUCAAGCUGGUCCCCCGUUUCUUGAGCGGGCUGGCAUGAAAUGCGAAUUUAAGGCUUAUCCCAACCUCGCCCAUUCGAUAAGUAAUGAAGAACUGAAAUCACUGGAGUCUUGGAUUAAAGCUCGUCUGAACUCUUCUUCUUCUUCUUCUUCUUCUUCUUCUUCAUGAAGAUCGCAUUUUAUGUGGUUGUUUCGGCUUAUCCUAAUCCAUCUCGUGUUUAUUACCGAUUUGCUAUAUUUAGAGAAUAUUGCCUGGAAAAUGCUGGGAAAAAAUGAUGUAUUCUAAUUUAUUUCAGAUAAUUGAGCUGUUAGCUGCUGAAAUGUAGCUUUCAAUUGGAUAUACCCUCAAGUUCUCAUUGGUGGGAAACUCUACUCAAAUUCUAAUAUAUAAUUCGUAUCAAUUUUGUUUUCAGAUUUA